AGCAGCAACAGCAGUAGCAGUAGCAGUAGCAGCAGAGGAUUAAGGUAUCUUGUCACCCGUGAGGCGGAAGGAAAUGGACCUGCAGAAAUCAUGUCGGUUAUCGCCAAGCAUCAAAAGACUUUGGAAGUGCUGUGGAUCGGUAAACGAAUUGGCUACGGCUUUAUACCACCAAUUACUUCCGGCGAAGAAUGGGAUUUCCUUGGGUCCAUCCAUGCAACACGGCUAACGACGCUCGCGCUCAACGGUAUCCAAUGUUACGGCCAAACGCUCGCAACGCUAAUAAACCAAUGCCCUGCACUAGAAAAUGUUUUGCUAUGGGGAACGCCAGAGAUAUCGCAAAAUGUCUUGGAUGCUCUUAGUGCGCUACAGCGACUGACACAACUUGAUUUAUACAUCUCAAAUCGCUACGCUUUGAAUAAUGAUUCUACAGAUAUGGCAGCCUUUUGUCGUACUGCCCCCAAAACGACCCGACGACUCUGUUUCCGUGGAGCCGGAAGCAUAGGAUUCGUUACCAACGAGGUACUACACAGCAUAGCCAAACAUAUGGGCUCGUUCUUGCGUGACCUUGUACUGGACACCUCUCUCAGUAACAGCGUCAAAGACAUGGCAUGGUUUUUCCAGCAGCUGAAGCAACUCGAGUGCUUAGAGCUUGAUGGUGUCAUGUGUCUGUCGCAGCCUGCUUUUGAAUCUCUUGGUCGACUACAGAAACUGAUGGCCGUUCGAUUGUAUCUGUGUCAGUCGGUCACAAACGAGGCGCUCGAUGUGUUAAUCACCCAGUCGCAUAGUUUACGUCGUCUUGGUGUGGUUUAUUGCAACUUGGCCGACCCAGAGCGCUUUCUCAGGGACGCGCAAAUGGUUAUAAAACAUGCCUAUGUUAAGGGAUAAAAAUAUAAUAAAGCAACACGAAAAUAAAC
This is a messenger RNA of Zychaea mexicana, 914 nucleotides long. RefSeq lists its product as uncharacterized. The record is from RefSeq and is a predicted model, not a curated record. The transcript has a single exon. The coding region runs from base 91 to 885 and encodes 264 amino acids. Lineage: Eukaryota; Fungi; Mucoromycota; Mucoromycetes; Mucorales; Lichtheimiaceae.